AUGACGGCAGCAGCAGCAGCGCCUGCAGCACCAACAGCAGCAGAAGCAGAAGCAGCAGCAGCAGCAGCAAACACAAUGAGCGCUGAAGCAACGAACGGAUACACCGGCGAAAUGUCGGAAGCAGCAGCAAGCCCAAACGAAGCAGCAAGACUUGCUGUACAGGCCAAUGAGGACAGCAGCAGCAGCAACAGCAGCAGCGGCUGCUGCUGCCGAGAUGGAAGCUGCAGCAGCAGCAGCAGCUGCAGGUGCGGUCUACUGCAGCGCUGCAGCGAAUACCCAACAGGAUUUGAGUUGAUGCCUUGUGUGCAGUUGCUGCCCAGCCUUUCGAGUGCAGCAGCAGCAGCAGCAGCAGCACCUAGAGGUCCUUCUCUGCGGUUUGCUGAGGUGUACGUACACCUCGAGUCUGCGCUGCAGUUCUUUCUCUCAAGCCAGCAGCAUAAAGUGGAGGCAGAGAUGAGGCAUAUAAGGAAGCUGCAGCAGAGCGCCUGGGGUAAUACGCUGAUAGCAGCAGCAGCACAUCAGCUGCUGAUGGAAGCUGCAAGGUCGCACAUCUGCACGGCCUACUGCAGCAGCAGCAGCAGCAGCUGCAGCAUGCAGCAGCACGCAGCAGCAGCAACAACAGCAGCAGCAGCAACAGCAGCAGAAUGGUUGCUACCUUCUGCUGCUGAAAUGCAAUCAAAAUAUUCAGCAGUUUUAGGGUUACCAGCAGACCACAAGCAGCGGCUGCUGCCGCAGCUGCUGCAGCGCGAGGCCUUGCUGCAGCAGCAAACCCUCGACUGUACGUGCUGCUGCCGCUGCUGCUGCCUCUGCAGUGUAUCCGCAGCAAUCAAGGCCCGCCGCUCUAUCUUGGCUUCGCUGCUGCACUUCUUGCAGCAGCAGCGGCUGCUGCAGCAGAUGCCUGCAGAGAUGCGGCACGAGGCUGUGGGGCUGCUGGAUGAGCUUCGGCUGCAGCUGCAUGCGCUGCUGCCGCCGCUGCAUGCAUGCACGCAGCGGAACCCCGAGUUAAAUGAGAGGGAACAGGAGGAGCUGCUGCUGCAGCGGCAGCAGCAGCAGCGACAGCAGCAGCAGCAGCAGCCAUUCAGCAGCAACAGCAGCAGCAGCAUAGAUGAGACCAUCUUCCGCAGCAGCGAACGCCUCUGCUGCAGCAACACAACGCAGCAGCAGCUGGAGACCCGGAGGCUGUGGCGCUGCGCCUUGUUGUUGCGCCUACAGCAGAUGAUAACAGAGCAGAGCAGCAGCAGCAGCAGCAGCAGCAGCAGCAGCAGCAGCGACUGGGAGGUAUUUGUACGGCUGCCGUUUGCUGCGGUUGUUGCUGCAGUCCUGCAGCAGCCACACGGGGGUUUGGAGACGGUGGAGUGUUUGAGACGGGCAGUGGGGCUUAAGCAGCAGCAGCAGCAGCAGCAGCAGCAGCAAGACGUGCUGCUGCUGUUUCAGCAGCCCACAGAGGAGACCAGAGAUAUUGCAGAGUGCACCUCAUGGCUGCAACUCCUCAACUGUCUCCUCGAUUCGGUUAUGGCGUUGCUGCUGCCCCGCAUCAGCAGCAGCAGCAGCGGCAGCAGCAGCAGCAGCAGCAGCGAUUUAAGUGACACCAGGGAAUUCGUACAUUUGCUGCUGCAGCCAUCAGAAGAUUGGCCUCUGGGCGUCAAGCUGCUGCGCGAAGACGGAUCAGAUUCCCUUGAGCUACGCGCUGCUGCUCUUUGCUGCUCUGCAUGCGACGGCGUCGUGGCUGCGCUGCAGCGACAGCUUGCAGCAGCAGCAGCAGCAGCAGCAGUACCUGCCUUCCCGCUGCUGCAGCGGCAGACGCUAGAGGCCCUGGGACAAGGCCAGCAGCAGAGACACCGGGAGAAGCUGCAGCUGGAGUGUCUUUGCGCUGCUUUUAGGUCGUGCGAAGGGGUGCUGCGUCUAUGCGGGUUGCUGCGGCCUUCUGAAGCCUUUCUGCGUCUAUUGGCUGAGCAGCAGCUGCAGCAACAGCAGCAGCAGCAACAACAGGAGCAGCAGGAGCUUCUAUCGUCCUGUGCUGAUCUAGCAGCAGCAGCUACAGGAGGUCUGAGCGGCUGCGUUGCUGCGGAGGGGCCCCCGAUGCUGCUAACGCCGCUGCAGCAGCAGGCGCUGCAGCGCCUGCUGCUGCAGCAGCAAGACACGCAGGCCCGUGUCUUGUGCCGGCUUCGCCUUGUUGAAGACACUGCAGCAUCUGUGCGCUGUGGGGGGGGCCCUAAGCUCGCAGUCUCCUCCACACCGCUGACAGCGGCCUUGGCGGCGUCUUUUGAAGAUGCGCCGACUUUGCUGCUGAUCGCUGUGUGCAACACCCGGCGUGCUGCAGCAGCAGAGCAGCUGCAGCAGCAGCAGCAGCAGCAGCAGCAAAGUAUGAGCCCCAUUGACUCAACAGACGCCUGGGGAGGCCUUCUCCCAGGGCCGCUGCAGCGCCAGCUGCUCGAUCCUCCUCUAACUAUGGAGCUGCUGCUGCAGCGCAUGCAAGAUUCCCCGUCUCUGUUGGAAUCUGUUGUAGCUUUUUUGUCUCUGGCGCUGGUGAGCGAUCCUUCUGUGUACGUCGAUUCUGCUGCCGUGGCUGCUCCUCCUGCAGCAGCAGCAGCAGCUGCUGCUGCUGCUGCUGCUGCUGCUUCUGCUGCUGGUACUGCGGCAGAUUCAGCUGUACAGGCACCCCACGCCUAUGCGGCACGAAAGGGAGCCGUCGGGUUUUUCUCUGCGCUCGCCUGGCUGCCUCCUGCUGCUCUCCGUCUUUGUUUGCUGGUUGAGGUGUUGCAAAGCCACGCCGUAGACCUCCGAGCCGAAGACGUUCUUGUCCCUCUUGACAUUGCAGGGGAAGGCGCGGAGCCCGCCCUUGAUGCGGUGUAUAGGGAGCUUGUUGCUGUCUCCGAAAACCCCAGAUACUCAUGGCGUAUGCGGGUGCAUGCAAUGGGGCUUGCAAGGGCCUGCAAGCUAUCGAACAGCAGCAGCAGCAGCAGCAGCAGCAGGCGGCUGCAGGAGCAGCUACAGCAGCAGCUUGUGCUGCACUUUCCUUCGCAUGUGCUGCCCGACGACCCGGGACUGUCUCUUUGCUGUCUCCAUCUGCAGCGACUAGCUGGCUUCCCUGCGGAGGUGCCGCUGCCUCCUUCUGAGGUGCUGCCGAAGGUGCUGCAGCAGCAGCAGCAACUGCUGCAGCAGAACGCUGGGAGCCUGACUUGCGGAGAUGCUGCUGCUCUCAGCCGCACUAACUGCGUCUACCCAGCAGCAGCCACCAUGGAGAGCAAAAUGCAGGCAUUGCCGGGGGCCCCCAAUCCAGCAGCAGCAGCAGCAGCAGAAGCAGCAGCAGCAGCAGAAGCAGCAGCAGCAGCGGAGGGGGAUUCAAUGGGGCUGCAUGCACGCUUGCUGCUACGAACUUUAUUUUAUGAGCUCGUGUGUCUCUACGGCCCAGCCAUUCUGGCUGUGCCUCCAGCUGCCCCUCCUGAUGCCUGUCUCCUUGCUGCUGCUGCAGAGGUGCAGCAGCAGCUGCCGCAGCACGUGCGGUUGCUGCUGCGGCACUAUGUCUCUAUGCAGCAGCAGCGCCUCCCCGGUGUUGCUAGCAGCAGCAAACUAAACCUUAUUGUCUCUUCGCGUUGUAGCUAA
Molecule: messenger RNA, 3603 nt
Organism: Eimeria acervulina
Lineage: Eukaryota; Apicomplexa; Conoidasida; Eucoccidiorida; Eimeriidae
Exons: 12
Coding region: 1-3603 (1200 amino acids)
Biological process (GO): regulation of transcription by RNA polymerase II
Cellular component (GO): SWI/SNF complex; nucleus
Molecular function (GO): transcription coregulator activity
Source: RefSeq, a predicted model, not a curated record